AUGGCUGGUGAAAGGACUGAAGCUUCACCACCAGACUUGGAGGGCGCUUUUGCGAAACAACAAGAAACCUUGCGCUCGCACUCGUUCCAGUUGGUGAGACUGCAGAACCAGAUCCAGCAACUGCAGAAUAAACACUUGCAGGAUGUUGAAGAGAAAGCGGACAUGAUGGCAGAAAUUCACCGUUCUCGUAGCGAGAUUGCGUACCUGAAAGGCAGGCUGGCUUGUCUUGCUGUUGAGUUCUAUUCUACUUCAACCUGCGCCGCUACAAACCAUCAUGCCCCCAGCCGUUCUUUCAAUGGUUCAGCGACCGAUUAUGCGCAAAAAGAGCCAACAGAGGAAAAGACCGACCGGCCUUGCAUGGCCACCGUGGAGGCGCUUCGAGCAGCGGUAGAGCAGAUGGCUGACCGGCUCCUGUCCGAACAGAGACCAUUUUUGAUGCGAGUAUUGCAAGAUUUUGCUAGUGAACUAGAUCCUUUGCUCUUGCAGCUCGGAAACGGGGAAAACAAGGCUGGCUAA
Molecule: messenger RNA, 516 nt
Organism: Ustilaginoidea virens
Lineage: Eukaryota; Fungi; Ascomycota; Sordariomycetes; Hypocreales; Clavicipitaceae
Exons: 3
Coding region: 1-516 (171 amino acids)
Source: RefSeq, a predicted model, not a curated record